GUUUCACCAACACACCUAGUUUUAUCCUCUUUCUAUUAAAUUUGUAUAACGCUUCAUGUUUGUAUUUUCUUUUGUGUCCCUCAUAUCAUACGUUCUCUCGACAAAGUUGAAUAGUAGUACAAGCAUAAUGUGUCUUAUUUUGACACCAGGGAAGUACCAAGUCACUUCUAAAGAUUUAUAAGGUUAACCUUAUAAUUAUGCCUAUAAGGCUCGUGGUGUAAGGUUGGCUUAAAUACGAAUCACUCGUAGUCUGAAGCCACAAUCGAAAUGGCGGACUCUAACACUCCGAUAAAGCCAGUACACAUCCUCUUUGUGGGCGCCGGAGCAGUGGGCUGCUUCUAUGCGUCCCGACUCCAUCAUCCUAAACAAAAUAUACAUACUUCACUUAUUGCGCGAUCCAACUAUGCAGCCAUCGCCGCCUCCGGCGUCUCCUUAGAAACCCAUUCCUUCGGAAAUUACACCUUCGAACCCUAUGCCGUGUUUCCAUCCAUAUCAGCCGCCCUCCCAAAUCCGACGUUAUCUUCCACCUCGCCCCCUUCGCGGAGUCUACCCUCCGACGGGUGGGACUACAUUAUAGUCACAACCAAAGCCCUCCCCGAUCGAUCCGACGACGCAGCUACGGUCGCACCGCUAGUGUCUGCCAAGUCAUGUAUAGUAUUAGUACAAAAUGGGGUGGGUGUAGAGGAGCCUUACCGUAAGCGCUUUCCCAACAACCCUAUAGUGAGCGGCGUCACCGUCGUUAGCGCCGAGCAGAUUCGAAAUGGAGUAAUACGGCAGAACCGAUGGACGAGAAUUAGCUUGGGGCCGUAUGGCAACGGGCUCGGCGCACCGUCUAAUGCGACCGACGAUAAGUCAGCCGAUGUCGUACGACGAGGUCAUGAAUGCAUGGAACGACUGGCACAGUGGUGGACGAAAUAUGGCGGUAUUCGUGAUGCCGAGACGCACACGGAAUUGGAGUUACAGACAAUACGGUGGCACAAGCUAUGCAUCAAUGCGGCUUUCAACCCGACCGCCGUGUUGUCCGGUGGUCGUGGUAACGCCGACCAACUGACCGAUCCCGAACUAAGGGAACAUGUUCUGGGAGUUAUGGACGAGAUUUGGAAAGCAGCACCUAAGGUUUUAGGAAAGCCGUUUCCAAAAGACCUAGCGACGCCCGAAAGAAUCAUACGAAGUACAGAGAGGAAUGCCGGGGCCAGACCAAGCAUGCUUUUAGAUUGGGAGGCCGGCCGCCCCAUGGAGCUUGAAGUUAUCUUAGGAAAUCCAGUUCGGAUAGCUAAAAGGGCCGGCGUGGACAUGCCGAAGCUACAGACUUUACAUGCGUUGCUGAAGAGCAUGCAGAAAGUGAGAGAAGAGAGGAAGGCAAAGGAGAAGCUAUAGAGUAGGUCAAUUCACAUUGUAAAAGGUGUAUAUGUUCAAUAGUGACAUAUUUUCAGGUCUGUGUAAUCUAAAAUUAGAAUUGGACAGUAUUUGCUGUCAGCGAUUCCUGAGGUUACAGAUGGAGCGAUACGUAAGCUGCCUCUUGACCUUCUGGAGCAAAUGGCGAACCGCGCACUGCCCAGACCACAUCUGGCACCGCUAGUCGUACUGGAUUACUGUUGUUCAUAGGGUAACCUCAUCUACCCCUAUUCUAUACCUAGAUUAGCGAUGAUUCUUAAUAUAUUUAUCCAACGCAACGUAUGGGGCUUAUCGUUUGUAGGCUUCCUAUGUGGGUGAUUCAUACGAAAUCGCAUGAAUGUGUCCCUAAAUUAUUUUUGUUGCAUGGACUUUUCCCUCUCGCCGCGCCAACUUCGUGGCAUGAACGCAUUUAGGAAUCGAUGACGGUUAGGUC
Messenger RNA from Hypoxylon trugodes, 1828 nucleotides. Its product is annotated as 2-dehydropantoate 2-reductase. The transcript has 4 exons. Gene Ontology annotation, molecular function: 2-dehydropantoate 2-reductase activity. The record is from RefSeq and is a predicted model, not a curated record. Gene Ontology annotation, cellular component: cytoplasm. The coding region runs from base 268 to 1377 and encodes 369 amino acids. Gene Ontology annotation, biological process: pantothenate biosynthetic process. NCBI's taxonomy places the organism in Eukaryota, Fungi, Ascomycota, Sordariomycetes, Xylariales, Hypoxylaceae.